AUGUUGCACCAUUACAGCGUUCAGUGGAAGGACAGCACGGGCUUCAGCUGCAGGCGGAGCUUCACAAAGACCUGCAUCCUAAAUAAGUUCUGUCAGAUUACGCUGCACGCACUUAGCAGCUCGCUCCUCGGGACGUUAACUCCGUCUCUGCCGCUUAUUACAGAAGCAAAUGACAGCAAAGUGGAAAGAUAUGUCACGGUGGUUUUGGGAGGGCGCUCGCUGAUGGGUGAAGUGGACCGGGCAGGGCCGUCUCAGCAGCAUCCCCGUGUGUCUGGGCCUUCUGCAGGCGCUGGCCCUCCCCUGACCUGCUCGCUGACAGGGCCUAAUGUGGCGUGUGACACGUCGCAGCCGAUCACUCUGCGCACAGAUGACCGCCUGCUUACGUAUGCGCCGUGCACACUGGACCCAGAGCAGACACUGUCAGGUGUGAUAACGGUUCGAGCUCUAAAGUCACGCUGA
Messenger RNA from Knipowitschia caucasica, 459 nucleotides. Lineage: Eukaryota; Metazoa; Chordata; Actinopteri; Gobiiformes; Gobiidae. The record is from the annotation of a GenBank genome assembly.